GGAUGAACAGAAAGCUUUGGCUGUUAGGCUGACUGACUGAGAGAUGCUUCUUCUGCUGCUGUGUGUUGUUCUCCAGGCUUUGUCCUUGUCUCAAGGGCUCAAUGGAACAGAUGACCGAACUUCCAAGAGUGUGAAAAAGCAUGCUGAUCAUUCAGACAAACAGAUUGAGCUCUCCAAACUAAGCCUGUCUGAGGGCUGUUUUGGUGUGCUUAGGGCUCUUUACAAGAACACUACGGUCGAUGUGACCCUCAACCUUUUGGAUGCUCAGGAAAAGAAAGAGCUUGCUCUCCAAAUCUGUGAACGUUUAAGUUGUGGCCGUGUUUUCGAGCAUGGCGCGACUGCAACAGUGCACAAUGGCACUUGUCUUGCAGACUGCAUCCUGAGAGACUCAAAACUGCACAACUGCACUACAGCCGCAAAAGGUGACUGCAUGAAUGCAACUGAAGUAAUUUGCGAGCACCAGGCUGUCCGAUUGGUUGGAGGACGUGAUCACUGUGCAGGUCGGGUGGAGCUGCUGCAUUCUGGGAAUUGGGGAACAGUGUGUGAUGAUGAUUUUGACAUCUGUAGUAGACAUGUAGUAUGUGCCCAGCUGAGAUGUGGCAGUGCGAUACGAAUGAGCUUUUUUGGGCCUGGAACAGGUCCCAUCCACAUCAGCCAAAUGAAAUGCAAUGGCUCCGAGAGCAGCUUAUGGGAGUGCACCUCAAUCAACACCACUGCCAGCAACUAUUGUGGACAUAAGGAAGAUGCUGGCAUUGUGUGUUCAGAAAGUGUUGAGAUCACACUCAUAGACAGCACAACCGAGCUGAACUUGACAACACUGGUGCCAGUGUCAACUGCAAUGGCAGCUACAGAAAGCAGCAGUGGCGUUUCAGCAGCAGCGAUUGGCUGCGUCGUCUUAUCUAUUGCUCUGCUUAUGGUUAUUAUUUUAAAUGCUGCUUCCUAUGUGCAUUUCAAAAGAGCAAAGGAAUGUGUGAUUCACCAACAUCACAGUAAUUCUCACACAAGCCUGGAGUCCCAGUCCAAUGUACAGAUAGGAAUCUACAACACACAAACUGUCCCGGCUGCCGGGGAGCGUCAGUACGAAAGUCUUGGCCCGAGAAUGAGCUCAAAAUAUGGCAACAAAUUCAGCACGAGAACAAAUCGACCCACUCGUGACUCUGACAGUUCCACUGAUUCAGACUAUGAACAUCACAACAGCAAUCGACCGCAAAGACUGCAUCUAAACAACUCAAGAGAUGUGAAUGAUGUAGACUGUACAUCUUCUGGAGAAAGACGUGUGCACAACAUGGAAAUUAACAUGGACACCAUCCAAAAGUCAGGUGAUAAACCCCCAUUGACACCACUGUCUUUUGGUGCCCCUGACACCCACAGGCAAGCAGUAGAUAUGAAUGAUACAAGCAGUACUUCUUCUGGAGAGUUCUAUCAAAACACAAAGACCGACAUGGACGACAUUCUCCAGUCAUCUGAGGAAACACCAGCCCUUCAAGAAAAGUUACCAUUGACACUCUUGUCUUAUGGUGACCAUCGCUUACCUGGAACUGACAAUAAAGGAGUAGAUAUGAAUGAUUCAAGCAGUACAUCUUCUGGCGAGUUCUAUCAAAACACAGAGACCAACACGGACAACAAUUUCAUGUCACGUGAGGAAAGACCAUCACUGCAUGAAAAGUCAUCAUUUGCACCCCUGUCUUAUAGUGACCUUCACUUUCCAAACACUGACAGUCAAGAUGUGAAUGAUUCAGACAGUACAUCUUCUGGCGAGUGCUAUCAAAACACAGAGAUCGACAUGGACAACGGUCUCCAGUGUGAAGACGAGGAAAGCCCAUCACUUCCUGAAAAGACACUACAGACACCCCACAGCACCCAGAUGACAGGAAACACUGCUGGUUACAGCAGCUCUCAUGUACCAAUCACCCACAGUCAAGAUGGGAAUGAUUCAGACAGUACUUCAUCAGAAGAGUGUUAUCAGAACACAGAGAUGGAUGAAAACGCCUAUCCUCAUUAUGGUGAGGAAAACCCAUCACUUCCUGAGAUGUCUUUUCAGAAUCCCCACAUUGCACAGAUGACGGAAGGUACUGACGGUUACGGAGACCAUCAUGUACCUAGAAACCUCAGUCAAGAAACAGAUAACAGCAGCACAGCAUCAGAGGCAUCGUAUGUUAAUGUACCACCUAAAAAAGAGAGGGAGGACCAUUCUGCUGCAUCUUCAGAGAGCGACUAUGAUGAACCUGGAACCUGGUGAAAUCAACAUGAUGACUGCAAGAGAUUUUUCUCAGCAGGACAGAUGAUUCACAACAACACGUCCCUGAAAACCAUGGAAUGUAACACAGACGGGCCCUUGCAAUACCUGAGUG
Messenger RNA from Sinocyclocheilus anshuiensis, 2351 nucleotides. RefSeq names its product T-cell differentiation antigen CD6-like. Gene Ontology annotation, cellular component: membrane. The record is from RefSeq and is a predicted model, not a curated record. Lineage: Eukaryota; Metazoa; Chordata; Actinopteri; Cypriniformes; Cyprinidae. Bases 44 to 2239 code for a protein of 731 amino acids. The transcript has 21 exons.